AGAAAGGAGAAGAAGACACUGUUCAACCAAUCAAUUAAUCAAACACAUCCAUCUCAUCCAAAUCCCCUUUUUUUCUUCACCAAAUCAAAUCCAAUUCCCAUUAUCUUCUUCUUCCUUCCUUAAUCCUUGUACUAUUCAGAUGCUGCAACUAUUCUUCGCUGUCGCCUUCUCCGCCGUCCCUUUGACUCUCUACGUUCCGCCCAUCCGAUCCUUCAACCUCUUCGUUGAGACCAUCGAGCAAUUCCUUCGCCACACCGCCGUCUACACUGUCCGAGCUUAUCCUCGUUUUCGCCUCGGCUUUUCUCGUCUUUUUAACUCUCUUUUCCACGUUUCAAGAUUAAAUUGAGCCCUUGCUAAUCAACUGAAGGUAUUAAAAUGGAUUAAACAAAUUUGGGAAUUUUGAGAUUAUUUUAUAAAAAUGGGUACUCUGGUUGAGUUUUCUUCUGCUGAUUCGAGGCUUCCCUGGUUUUGGAUCAUUGAAUAUUUGGCCGGCUUCAAGCAAGUAGAUACUUCCAUUAUACAUGAUUUUGUUGAAAUGGUGGCGGACUUACCUGAGGAGUUGGCAAAAAAUAUGAGGGAAAUUGUUGCUUUGAGAUGUUUGGAGGAUUUGUCUGGAGGUACUAGUGAACAUUCUAAUGAUGGUCUUUCUAAUUUAGUGGAGAAAGUUGGAUUUGCUUUAUCAGAAAGCUGUGAAGAUGUUCUUCAACGCAUACUUCAGAAGUCAUCGACAUUGGAUCGGCAAAGGGCUGGACCAGAGCUAUUUAAAUGGGAUGUUCAUCCCUUUAUUAUGCAUAAGAGAACUUUGAUGCCUAAAUGUGCUUUAGAACAGUUGAAAGAGGCGAUUAUCGGUGGUAUUGAUCCACUGUCUACUUCCUUGAGAGAAAGUAGUGGACUGAUGCAUGUAAAUGAGAGUGGCAGAACCUGUAUUGAUAAUGUUGAUCAUAAUGAAAAGACACAGGGGGUUGAUGGAACUAGCACUGAUGCCCAAACAAUGACAAAAAAUUUGAAUUUGAUUCCUUCAACCUGUGAAAAUGGGAAUGAACCAUCAAGAGAUAAUUCCCUUAACACUAGUUUAUUACCUUCUACGAGCAUCAGAGAUGAGUCAAAUGUUUUGUCUGGUGAAAAUGUGGCAAGCCACAAGUUUUAUACCAAAGCCAGAACAUCAACUAAUGCAUUCUCAUUGAGAGCACAACAGAUAGAUUCUGCUGAUGAAUCCAAAGGUGGUGAAGAUGAAAUUUCAAGGGAUGAUGAUGAGUAUCACAAUGGGAUGAUUGAUGUUGCCAAGAAGAACAGUCAUUUCUUGAGCUCUCAAUGCUCAUUAGGUAAUGGCAUCGUGGAAGCAACUGGCAGGACAGAACAAAACCUUUGUGUGAAGUGUAAUAAAAAUGGUCAGUUGUUAGUUUGUAGCACGACUAAUUGCCCAUUGGUGGUUCAUGAAAAUUGCUUGGGUUGUCAGGGAAUUUUUGAUAGAAAGGGAAAGUUCUAUUGCCCUUUUUGUUCAUAUUCAAUGGCCAUUUCUGAGUACCUGGAAGCUAAGAAAAAAACCUCCUUGGCUAGGAAAGAGGUGGCUGUGUUUGUGUGUAUGGACUUGGCGCAGCAUCUGGAGAAAAUUACUGAGAGAUUGCCCUGGAAAGUGCACAGUUAUUCAAGACAAAAUGGAGGUGUGGAAAUUUGUGAGAAUGAUCAUGUCGGCGUACAAGAACAUAAUCAAGUGAAACAAGAUGAUCAAGAUGUACAUGAUGUGAAUGAUAAUCUGUUUCAGAAAAGUAUUGGUAAUAGGCAACAAUCAGAGCCUUCUGCAUCAUUAUCAAAUGGUAAUUUACCUUGUAGAGAAGAAGCGGCAGAUUUAAUUAGUGAAACAGUUUGUGUUCCUAAUGGAGAGAAGGCAGGGGAAGAAAAUUUAGUUAAAGAGUCCCCAUCUUUAACAGUGCUUGAAAGACAACAGAAUCAAGCACCAGUUAACGGUAGGUCUGACAGUGAUGAUCUAUCCUCUAUGAGCACUGAUGAUACCUCUUUGGAUGACAGAGGAGGAAUUCAGAAGGAAGAUUUCCAUAAUGCUAAUAGUAUUUUACCAGAGAAACCUGUUGUUGCUCUUAAUGUUGAUGGAGAUCAUACCUCUGAAUCAGAAAAUGAAUUUUCCAAUUACUGCAUACGGUUCCGUAGGCGUGAAAGGCAUACAUACCCAUCCAAUGUUCAGUUGAGAAGAAAGAAAGUUCCAUGGACACUUCAAGAACAAGAGAUGCUUAAGAUGGGGGUGGAGAAAUUUUCUAGUGUCAAUGAUAGAAAUAUCCCAUGGAAGAAGAUUUUGGAAUUUGGUAGUUCUGUGUUUCUGAUGGAUCGUACGACAGUUGACCUGAAAGAUAAAUGGAGAAACAUGUGCAAAGGAAGCCCAACCCAAAGAAAAAGGACCAAAUAAAAUGUUGCCAUCCAUCCUGGUUGGUUUUCGCAUUUAAAUGCAUAGUAUCAUUUAUGCCCGCAUCUCAAAUCUUAUUUUUCAUGGGCCCUGGAUAUUUUGCUUCCAAAAGUCAGAGGUUAUGUAUACUUAAAACUGAUGUGAUAUUGUUGUUGUAUUGUAGCUAUGUUUUCCUUCUUGAUGACCACUUCUAUAGAUAAUAUGACGUAACCUAACAGGAUGGAAGCUUGUAAAGACAUGUCUUAACUUUGUUUUUGAUUGUAUAUAUUGGUUAUGAAAACCUUAGUGAAGAUAAAUAAUUGGUUUUCAUUUAUUGUCUAA
Messenger RNA from Mangifera indica (mango), 2734 nucleotides. RefSeq lists its product as uncharacterized. The record is from RefSeq and is a predicted model, not a curated record. NCBI's taxonomy places the organism in Eukaryota, Viridiplantae, Streptophyta, Magnoliopsida, Sapindales, Anacardiaceae. The coding region runs from base 419 to 2416 and encodes 665 amino acids. The transcript has 7 exons.